Messenger RNA from Ixodes scapularis (black-legged tick), 366 nucleotides. RefSeq lists its product as uncharacterized. The transcript has a single exon. Bases 1 to 366 code for a protein of 121 amino acids. Lineage: Eukaryota; Metazoa; Arthropoda; Arachnida; Ixodida; Ixodidae. The record is from RefSeq and is a predicted model, not a curated record.
AUGUUUGAACCCGGGUAUGGAGCUAUCAAGCGCUUCAAAGGUAGCCUUAGGUUAAAAGCCGACGCAAAUCCCGUUUUUUGUAAGGCGAGACCCGUUCCAUAUGCUUUGCGCGAGCAGGUGGAAAAAGAAUUGGCAGACUUAGAAAAAGCCGGUGUCAUUUACCGGGUCAAGCACAGUACGUGGGCCACGCCUGUAGUGAUCGUGCCGAAAAGUGGUGGCAAAGAAAUAAGGAUAUGUGGGGACUACAGAGUAACGGUGAACCAGGCCAUUGAAGUGGACCACCAUCCUUUACCACUUCCUGAGGACGUCUUUACGACCCUGGCUGGUGGAACCGUGUUUACAGUUUUGGAACUCUCUAGGGCCUAG